Hydractinia symbiolongicarpus is the source of this 1075-nucleotide messenger RNA. Its product is annotated as bursicon-like. The record is from RefSeq and is a predicted model, not a curated record. Lineage: Eukaryota; Metazoa; Cnidaria; Hydrozoa; Anthoathecata; Hydractiniidae. The transcript is spliced from 2 exons. The coding region runs from base 127 to 498 and encodes 123 amino acids.
GGUAACAAUUGAGAUUUAAUCGAAGUAAUACUGUUUUGAAGGAUAAACAGAAUAGUCACUCUCUGUGGAAGGUUCAAAAAAUUGAACAAGUUAGACACAACAUACUUGUGUAGUUACUAUUCCACAAUGGAAAAACAAGCCGCCAUUUUGUUUGCACUGUUACUUUUUCUCUUCGUUAAUGACGUCAGCAGCAAGUUAACUCAAUCCAAAUGUUUCCCGCUCGAAGUUCCAGCUGAAAAAAUUCGAAUUGCGGGAUGCUUUGAACGCACCGUGAAAAUGAACAAAUGUAUCGGUGCAUGCCAUUCUAUCGAUCUCUUACCUGAAAGUAGGAGCAGUCGAUCUACAAUGUGCAACUGCUGCCAACCGGCUGAGUUUGAAGACCUGGUUAUUGAUAUCGGUUGUGCAACAGAAGAGGGAGUUACAAAAGUUAGUAAAGUGACUAUUAAGAAUCCUAUACGGUGUAGCUGUACGCCGUGUAGAAAAUCGAGUUCUCCAUAAGCAAUUUGGUGGAGAUAUUCUCUAAUAUCUUAUCGCAUGUGUUUUAUAGACGACUUGAACCAUCAUCCAUCCGCCCGUUUUUAAAAACAACGCCCAUGGAUAUAUACAACUAUUUUAAAGACAGACGAAGAUUCCUUUUAAAGAUUUAAUAAUGUCAGGAGAUGUGAAAUGUUUAUAUUCAAUGAAUAUGUUUGCAAUUAAAGUAAAAAGAAAAAAUAGAAUGUUAAAAUUUCUGUAGAACAGUAUUAAAUGGAAAAAAACGAAAUUUACAAUAAUAUUUGUAACGAAAACAGACAAAUGUUUGAAAAACUUUUGAAAACAAUGUUUUUUUCCUUCCCAACACGCCUCUUUGUAUACGGACAUUGUCCAGAGGGACACAAGAAGAGAAAGGGCAAAUGAGGCAUUGAUAGCGCGUAGGUAAAUAUUGCGGCCUUUCUUUGUAACGAAAGUUAAUUAGCUGAAAGUGAACAUCCUUUUAAUUAGAGCACUUCGACAUAUGACAUAUUCUGACAUGUAACAUUCCAGUCUAAAAUGAUCUAAAUUAAUAAAAGGUCAAAAUAAAUUAAUUUGACUUUUU